AUGUCACCUCCUGUAUUAGCGGCACCAGUCUCGAGCAGACUGUUGAAACUUUACACCGCUACUUUAGACGAUUCUCUCGGGGCCCUACUGGCUUUGGUUUACGACGAAGGUUACCUUAGUCAUCGUUUAAUUCCGAUGGAAGUGAGGUAUCUUUCUAUUGAGAAACAUUGUUUGACAUUAACCUUCGCCGCUCAAAAGCUCAGACACUACAUGCUUUCUCAUAAGGUCACCAUUAUUUCGAGAUUUAAUCCGCUACAAUAUUUGAUGACUCGGCCGACACUGUCUGGAAGGUUGGCAAGAUGGUCAAUGAUAUUGUUGCAGUUUGACAUAACCUUUGUGCCCCUUCGAACUGUUAAAGGGCAAGUGUUAGCAGAUUUUCUCGCAGCGCACCCACUACCGGCCGAAUCUCCUCUCAACGACGACCUGCCAGACGAACAGAUAAUGAGCCUAGAAAUCCCCAAUAUUCAACGCUGGGAGCUGUACUUUGACGGAGCUUCAUCAGCAAGGAAAGAUAAAGGAAUGCAAACAAUAGUGCCCGGCAAAGCAGGAAUUGGACUAAUAUUCAUCACACCGGAUCGAGGAAUGUUAAGAUUUUCCUACCAUUUAACAGAUUCAUGUACAAACAACGAAGCAGAAUACGAAGCACUAAUAACAGGGCUGCAGUUAGCAAUAUCAGUGGACAUAACAGACAUCGACAUAUAUGGUGAUUCACAACUCAUAAUUCAACAAGUAGUCGGACGGUACAAGAUCCUAAAUCCCAAAUUGGAACAGUACCACCACUACACGAUGAAAUUACUAGAAAAGAUUCCCAAAGUGACAUUGUAUAGAAUUCCUCGGGGAGAGAACGCUCUUGCAGACGCUUUGGCCAAGCUCGCUAAGGAAUUUACAUGCGCAAAAGAGGACUCCAUCGACAUAACAGUUCAAGGACUCCAGGUUCUAUCCCAAAUUGACAUGGAUACUCUCCAUAGACAAGAUAAGGAAGGAGCAUUGAUAGCAGUGACUGAGUCUACAGAGGAUUGGCGCCAACCGUUUAUAGACUAUUUGCGAACAGGGCAACUACCGGAUGAUAAAUCAGCAGCACAUCAGAUACAGAAGAGAGCCUUGUCAUAUGCCAUGGUGGACAAUGUUUUAUACCGGAGAUCGUUCGAUCAAAUGUGGUUGCGAUGUUUAAGCCAGACAGAAGCACAUGAUAUUGUCAAGGAAACACAUGCAGGACUUUGUGGAGUUCACCAGUCGGGCCCGAAAAUGAAAAUGAAAAUCAAGAGAAUGGGUUACUACUGGCCAGCAAUGAUGACCGAUUGCAUGGAAACCGCUAAGAAAUGUCACCAAUGCCAAGUGCACGGAGUGGUCUUGCAUCAACCUCCGAAUGUGCUACAUCCUACAAUUGCAUCAUGGUCAUUCGAGUUGGGGCAGAGAUACAGUGGGUCCAAUAGACCCUCCGUCUUCAAAAGGCCACAGAUUCAUACUUGCAGCAACAGAUUAUUUCUCAAAAUGGGCAAAGGCAGUACCGUUAAGAGAAGUCAAAGCAGAUCAUGUCCUUCAAUUUUUCAAAGAUCAGAUUGUAUAUCAUAUUCCACAAUUUACGUUUCGUUAAACGACACGACAUUGAUUGGAGAGGCUUUUAACAAAACACUUGUGCAAAUCUUGAAAAAGACACUUGACGACAACAAGAGACGAUGGCAUGAACAGUUACUAGAAGCCUUGUGGGCAUAUAGAACAACAUUCAGAACUCCUACACAGUCCACACCAUAUGCCCUCGUGUACGGAGCCGAAGCGGUGCUUCCCCUGGAAGUACAACUCCCGUCCCUCAGGAUAGCGGUGACAAACAAGAUAACAACAGGAGAGAACGCCAAACUCCGACUCGAAGAACUUGGAAGUCUCGAGGGAAAAAGACUAUUAGCGCGACAAAAUUUGGAGUUAUACAAAGCGAAGAUGAUACAGACCCACGACAAACUG
This is a messenger RNA of Phalaenopsis equestris, 1956 nucleotides long. RefSeq lists its product as uncharacterized. The annotation marks the transcript as partial. Lineage: Eukaryota; Viridiplantae; Streptophyta; Magnoliopsida; Asparagales; Orchidaceae. The record is from RefSeq and is a predicted model, not a curated record. The transcript is spliced from 2 exons. Gene Ontology annotation, molecular function: RNA-DNA hybrid ribonuclease activity; nucleic acid binding.